AUGAUUCCGGAAGGCAUCGCAGCAGCGCAAAGCGGGCCGACGUCUCUCCCGCAGCUUCAGCUCCUUCGCGCGCUGGCUGCGGCGCAGAUCGCCAACGCCGCCGUCAGCGCGGCGCCGCAGGCUUCUCUUUCGAGCCGCGGAUCGAAGCGCAGCGCUAAGGACGAUAGCAAGCCGCUGCGCCCGCGCAAGCGCGGCCGGCCUUCAUACAAGGAUCGCGCCGCCGCGGCUCUUGCGGCGGAGGAAGCGGCGAAGGCGGCGAAAGCGGCCGCGUUGGUGGAGCGCGAUAUGGUUCUCCGCCAAAUCGCCGCGCAAAUGGCGCCGCAAAUGUCGCCGCAAGGAGCGUUGAUGCUUCUGCAGCAGCAGAUGGCGUUGCAACAAAUAGGAAUGCUGGGAGCCAACCAGAUCGGUGGAUUUCCCGCCGGAUUGUGCGCUGCGCCGCCUGCGCUCGCUCAUGUGCGCGCUGGAAACAACGGCGUGACCGCCACCGGGGCCAUGGAUGCUGUUCGACAAGCUAUGCCGGCGGCUGCCGACAAGAUUGCGGAUCGUGUGGCUUCCGGAGCCGUCAGCCGUCACUGCACGUCGGACGUUGAUUUCGCGGGGCUGGACGGUUCCGCGUGGGACCAAUCACGGCUGUUUGCCGUGACGGCGAAAGAGACCCAACGGCAGCGCACGGAGGAUGCCGAUACGCAUCAAAACACGGACGGCCAUUCGGGUGACGAAAACGAGAGCGACUUUAACGGAGAUGCCUCGAGCUGGCCUCGGCGCGGUGGGAAGCAAACGAAGAGUGCCGUGAAUUUGACGCACGAAUCUUCGCCGAAGCCUCUGGUCCGGGCGGGGGGAUCUUCCGUCACAGAAGACGGUACCCAAGCCGUCGCGGCCGCCGCGCAAGCUGCGACCAAUCACGCUGCGCCAAGUGGCAUCUUCUUGGCGCCGCCGCCGUCCAAGAGCGCCGCUGGCCCUGGAGCCAUGCCGGCUCUUGAUUGGAUGUUCUCUAAGGACACGCGCUUCGUGCAACCCGCUCCUAAGGAGGACCUGGAGGAGCAUGCAGAUGAGCAUGCAAGGAAAUCCAGGAUGGGGGAGGCCAAGGAAGGUGCUUCCGUGCCUGCUCAUUUGGUUCCCACCUCCGAAGUUAAGGAGGAGCUCAAAGCUCAAGAUCAGCUGGACCUGUCACUUCAUUUGUAA
This is a messenger RNA of Closterium sp. Yama58-4, 1182 nucleotides long. The record is from the annotation of a GenBank genome assembly. Lineage: Eukaryota; Viridiplantae; Streptophyta; Zygnematophyceae; Desmidiales; Closteriaceae.